Messenger RNA from Schizosaccharomyces osmophilus, 2457 nucleotides. RefSeq names its product DNA polymerase alpha accessory factor Mcl1 (gene mcl1). The record is from RefSeq and is a predicted model, not a curated record. Gene Ontology annotation, molecular function: protein binding; chromatin binding. The transcript is spliced from 3 exons. Lineage: Eukaryota; Fungi; Ascomycota; Schizosaccharomycetes; Schizosaccharomycetales; Schizosaccharomycetaceae. Gene Ontology annotation, cellular component: nuclear replication fork. Gene Ontology annotation, biological process: mitotic cell cycle; DNA-templated DNA replication; DNA repair. Bases 1 to 2457 code for a protein of 818 amino acids.
AUGGCAGGAAAUAGACUGGUGCCUCGAUAUGCACAUACCGAUGGGUUGACUAGGCUUGCGUAUACGCUAGAUGGCACCUUUUUGCUCACCGUUGGAUCCAACCUGGUUAUAAGAAAGUUCCAGGUCGGUUCUGACGAAGAACCUGAAUCCAUAGACAAUCAUCAAGACCCGAUUACUGGAAUUGCCGUUUCUAAAACCCAUUUUUGUACCUGCUCUGAGGAUGCGACAAUUUGUGUAUAUCCCAUCGAUAACUCUUCAGAACAUAAUCUACUAGCCAGGACGACGCUUCCUGUGCGUGAUAUUGCAUACUCUACAGAUGGAAAUUGGGUUGCUAUUGCCAGUGAUGAAACAGCGGUAAAACUCGUCAAUACAACAGAGUUAACUCAAAUUCAUUCUUUACGCCCUUCCAAAACUUCAAACAAACACGUGUCAUUCAGUCCGAAUGAAAAGUUUCUUGCCAUAUCCAGCUGCAAUGGUAUUUUAUAUUUUUAUGAUGCUCAUUCUAGAGAUCUCGUAAAGUUUUUAACAAACACCAUCUUCUCUGUUGAGGGCGAUUCCGAUCUCACUAGUAAAGCAGUUUGGCACCCUUUUGAUGGCACAUUCGCUGUUGCCGAUUCUGAAAACCAGGUAUCUGUCAUAUCUACUGAUGAUUGGCUUGCAUUAUACAAACUAUCCCCAAAAGAAAAUUACUCUUCCAUAACAGACGUUGCUUGGUCAAGCAAUGGUCGUUUUUUGGCGGCUUCUUUCCGCGAUACGGGUAUAUUGGUAUGGGAUACUUUUUCAAAAGAAAUAGUCUCUGAACAUCAUUACCCAAAUGUUGUUGCUUUGGCUUGGCAGCCUUUUGCUAACGUGUUGUCUUUCACCACGAAUCAAGGUGUGCUUUACAAUUGUCCUGAGGCAAUUCCUUUGUCAGAGUCUAUCACUGAAGCUGAUUUCCAAAAAAGAAACCAGCUCAAGAAUGGUCAUAAGAAACGUAUUGUUUUGGAUGAGGCCGAAGAAAAUUUAUAUGGGAGUCAAAACACCAACGACGAUUCUGUCGCUGCUGGUGGCAUCACAAAUGAAGAGAAUAUCGGUGACUUUAACGAAAACGCUUUAGAUGAUCCCUUUGAUUUAGAUGGCGAUAGUUAUAUUGUGAAUGACCAUGAGUUAGAAGUCGCUAAAAAGAGGAAGGCGCGUCCCAUGCGCGAUCAUCAGCCUGUUUCCUUUGAAGAUGGUACGAGAAAACGCCGUCUUUUGCAUUCUGCUGUCCAUAAACCUGUUUAUGCUGGAAGCACGCCGUGGCAAGGAAAUAGGCGCUACUUGUGUCUGAAUUUAGUAGGAUUCAUUUGGACCGUUCAACAGGACGAUGGCCAUAACACUAUUACCGUCGAAUUUCACGACGAGACCAAUCACAGAAGAUAUCAUUUUCCAGAUGACCAAAAGUUUGAAAUGGCUUGUUUGGAUGAAGAGGGAGCCUUGUUUUCCGCUCCGGCUACGGAGCAAUCACCAGGUGUUAUCUACUAUAAACCUCAUGUUGAUUGGUCUCGGCGAUCUGAAUGGGCAUUAAUGCUUCCGAUGGAAGAUGAAAGCCCUGUUAGUAUAGCACUGAGUUCUAGUGUAGUUGUCGCUUGUACAACAAGCGGCUAUGUGCGUAUUUAUUCUCGAACAGGCUUUCCUAUAAGUAUGUAUAGAAGUAAGCAACAACCGUUUGUUGCUUGCUCUGCGUUUAAAGACCUUAUUAUGAUAGUUGCGAACGGCGGUCCUACUGCUGAUGGGACUCCUCAAUUGGUCUACACAAUUGAGGACACAAGCAAAAACUAUGUCUAUCAAUCGAAUGAUGGGUUAGCUCUACCCCCUACGGGAGAGCUUCAGAGUAUUUUCUUUUCAGACGUUGGUGAUCCAUACAUGUUCGAUUCCGAUGGUGUUCUGUUGGUCUUACUUCAUUGGAGAACCCAUGGUCAGGCCAAAUGGAUACCUGUGCUGGAUACGAAUGAACUGGAACGUCGUAAGUCAAGGCAAGAAUCCUAUUGGCCUGUGACAGUGGCAGAUAAUCAGUUCCAUUGUAUCCUUUUAAAGGGGAAUGCUCGUUAUCCUUAUUUCCCUCGUCCUAUGUUUACUGAAUUCCCAUUUCGAAUUCCCUGUACUGUAGUGACUUUUGAUGCUCCUACCUCGGUUCCUGCUUUAGAAGAGCUGCAACUUAGAAAUGCGGUUUUGUUAACAUUAACCGAAGAAGCAAUCGAGGAAGGGGAUGCUAAUCAAGACCAACAGCUUCAGGUUACGAAGCUUGAAGCUAAUAUUGACAAAGCUUUAUUGCAGUUAAUCCAGAAGGCCUGUUUAGAAGAAAAGCUUGAGCGUAUUUUUGAAUUAACAAAAGCUUUACGAAGAACACCUAGCAUAUUGGCAGCUCAGAAAAUUGCCCUGCAUCACUCCCUUACCCAGAUUGCUGAAAAAAUUGGAACUCUUCUUCCUGCUACUUAA